AUGAAGCUCUCGGCUACUGACUGCUCUGAGCCUUCUGGCUCCUCAAAUCGUGGCGCCGAGGAUCACAUCUUCACAGUCUCAAAGCUGGAAAUCGCCGAGCAGCGCGGCAGGGCCAUUUCCACGCGCCUUGGCAUGGACAUUGAAACCUGGGAGAUGAGGACAACGCAAGCCGGUGAAACGGUGCUCCGUCAAGAUAAGCCACUCAGCCUCCGUGUGCGCUGGUACUGUCACCGCUGUGAUGGCGACAUCAACCCCAGAGGAACCUGCUCCAACUGCUCGCAUACCCGCUGCAAGAUAUGUAUUCGUCUGCACAGAGACCAAGAUAUCGAUGACGAUGUAGUUGGCAGACCAAACCGGCGCCACUACCCAAACGGCGACGAGGGUUACAUUGUUCCCGAUUCCGACUUGGCCGAUGCUGGCCUUCACCUCCAAAGGCGCGGCAAUCCUGGCAGCGCAGAUCUGGUCCUCAGAAGGCCCCGUCUCCGAGUGAGACGCACUUGCCAUGUCUGCCAGGCUGACUUCGCACAAGUCAGCCAGACCGUUUGCGACAAAUGCGAGCAUGUUCGCUGCACAGACUGCCCUCGAGACCCACCGAAGCACAGCAAGUACCCAUUCGGUUAUCCCGGUGAUGAAUUUGGCCCCAACAGCAUCCCCUACUACGAGUGUGGCGAGGAGAAGUCCGACGACUCGCCCAGGGCUCAACCGCGCGCCGUUGACCCAGAGUGCGACCCAAACUUUCUGCUGAGACUCGAGGCAAAGCUGAACGAGCUCCAAGCACGAGGGGCUGAUCCCUUUCUGGAUCAAGAAUAA
Messenger RNA from Akanthomyces muscarius, 810 nucleotides. RefSeq lists its product as uncharacterized. Lineage: Eukaryota; Fungi; Ascomycota; Sordariomycetes; Hypocreales; Cordycipitaceae. The record is from RefSeq and is a predicted model, not a curated record. The transcript is spliced from 4 exons. Bases 1 to 810 code for a protein of 269 amino acids.